GUUGAUUUCGUCUAGUUGACCAAACGCACUCACCGAGUGACUCGAGCGAAAAUGUGUUUAAAGAAUAUUAUACUACUGUCAUUGACUGCAGCGAUCGUUUCAGCCAUCACCGGCCCAGAACUCGAUCCUAAAUCUAUUGAUUGGAACGUAGUCAGGACGUUUCGCGAAACGGACAAAUAUCGAGCUAAGUUUGGUCUUCCUCUACUGAGUGACGAUGAAAUACGUGCAUCUCGCAUAUCCGGUGGAGAGAUCGCUGGUCCAACCGAUAUUCCGUGGGCUGCCGGGGUGCUCAUUCACGGAGGAACAUCCGGGCACAGUUUCUGCAGUGGUGUUCUAAUAUCUAGCAGAUUUGUUCUAACUGCUGCCUUGUGUAUAGCCGGGGAAGACACGGUAACUGUAGCAUUGAAUGCUGCCAACAUGGGUAAUAUUGAAACCCUGAUCAGUGUAUCCCACGUACUGCUCCAUCCCGACUACAGCUGGUUUUUGAAUAAAGAUGACAUUGCCAUUCUGACGUUGAGUCGGGACGCGCCGAUAGAUGGUGCUACGAUUCGUCCGAUUCAGAUGCCGCGUCGAUCCGACGUGGGUAAUAGCUUCGUGGACUGGAUGGCAACCACUGCCGGCUGGGGUAACACUGGUAAUCGGGACAACGAACCAAUCCCGACACAAUUCCUGCAGUAUGCUGUUGAUUCCGUUACCUCCAAUCUUCUUUGUCAACUUUCUUACUUGUGGGUUAGGAGUACCCAUAUCUGUGUGGCAACUAACAACGGUGGACCCUGUAAUGGCGAUGAAGGUGCUCCUGUGACCGUCCAGGAAGCUGGCCGAACCUAUCUGAUUGGUAUUCAUUCGUACCACUUCAACGGACUAUUUGGGUGUGAUCGUGGGCGAUCGGCGGUAGCUACUCGUAUUACCGAUUACAUUGAUUGGAUAGCGGAAAACUCCGACGUCGUAAUUCCUGAAUCUAGCAGGAUGCGAUUUUGGAUAAUUCUAGUGCUUUCUUCGGCGGUGCUUUCGAGUACUGUAUCUGCAGUAGCGUCAUCAUCGUCGCGCAUAUCUGGCGGUACCAUUGCCACACCUACCGUUAUCCCAUGGGCUGCUGGAGUUCUCAUCCACGGAGGAACUUCUGGUCAUGACUUCUGCAGUGGUGUGCUGAUCUCCAGCCGAUUUGUGCUGACCUCGGCUAAUUGUAUCUCUGGCGCAAACAUGGUAACAGUUGCAUUGAAUGCCGCUGAUAUGACCAACAUCGGAACGCUGAUUGGGGUAUCGAAUGUUCUGAUUCACCCGAAUUUCAGUUGGCUGCUAGGACGGGAUGACAUUGCCAUUCUAACGCUGAACCAAGAUGCUCCCAUUGAUGAUGUAACGAUUCGCCCUAUUAUGAUGCCACGCCGAUCGGACGUUGGCAAAAGCUUCGUUGACUGGACAGCAACUACUGCUGGUUGGGGAAAUACCGGAAAUCGUGACAAUGAACCGAUUCCAACGCAAAACCUUCAAUUCGCCGUAGAUACAGUAACGUCCAAUUUGGCGUGCCAAUUAUCGUACACCUGGGUGAGAAGUACGCACAUCUGUGUGGCUACCAAUAAUGGAGGACCGUGCAACGGCGACGAAGGAGGUCCGGUGACUGUUCGGGAAGCAGGCCGAACCUACCUGAUUGGCAUUCAUUCGUUCCACUUCAAUGGAAUCCGCGGAUGCGAUCGUGGCCGAUCGGCAGUACACACACGAAUUACCGAGUAUCUGGACUGGAUCGAACAGAAUUCAGAUGUUGUAGUACCACAAUAGGCCAGUAAAAGGAUUUAGUAGUAUUCAGUUGUAUCGCUUCAAUUUCAAUGCGCAAUGUUUCAUGGAAUAUAAUUUAUAAUUUUAAUCGACUAUGGUGCACGCUAACUUGUUGUUAGAUGAUAGCAUUGAUUCAGUUCAAUGAUAAAAUAAAGGAUAAUCUGGCUAU
This is a messenger RNA of Topomyia yanbarensis, 1939 nucleotides long. Its product is annotated as coagulation factor X-like. NCBI's taxonomy places the organism in Eukaryota, Metazoa, Arthropoda, Insecta, Diptera, Culicidae. The transcript is spliced from 6 exons. Gene Ontology annotation, molecular function: serine-type endopeptidase activity. The record is from RefSeq and is a predicted model, not a curated record. The coding region runs from base 52 to 1773 and encodes 573 amino acids. Gene Ontology annotation, biological process: proteolysis.